AUGAGGAUUUUGGUAGGGGUUCAAAUCGGCAUGGCUCUCUUCUCUGUGUUCGAACGUGGCUCAGUGCGGCCCUGCACUGCCCUGCGCUGCCCCCCGUGCGCUGCACCGCGCUGCCCCGCGCUGCCCCGCGCUGCCGCGCUGCCCAUCGCGCGCUGCCCCGCGCUGCCCCGUGCUGCCCCGCGCUGCCGCGCAGCCCUGCACUGCCCUGCGCUGCCCCCCGUGCGCUGCACCGCGCUGCCCCGCGCUGCCGCGCUGCCCAUCGCGCGCUGCCCCGCGCUGCCCCGUGCUGCCCCGCGCUGCCGCUCUGCCCUGCACGCGGCUCCACGCGCUGGCGCUGCCACCUCCUGGCCCGCCGCCACUGCCGCUGCCGCCCGCUGCCGCUACUGCAUGCUACACGCGGCGCCGCGCGCUGCCAUUGCCGCCCGCUGGCUCACUGCCGCGCCGCGCUACCUCUGUCGAUCGUUGGCCCGCCGCCGCGCCGCGCGCACUCGCUUUCGGCCCGCUGCAGCCCACUAG
This is a messenger RNA of Closterium sp. Naga37s-1, 516 nucleotides long. The record is from the annotation of a GenBank genome assembly. Lineage: Eukaryota; Viridiplantae; Streptophyta; Zygnematophyceae; Desmidiales; Closteriaceae.